UGAGGGGAGGAGACGCCGAGUGCUGCUUCUCUCUGUGGCUGCUCAGCGCUGUGUUGUUGUGAGCGAGGAAGGCGAGCCAGAGUGUAGCGGCACCUGCUCGGGCCAGCCAGCACUGACCGCGCUCACCCACUCCAGCUCAGCAUGGCUCUCAUAGUGCAUCUGAAAACAGUCACCGAUCUCCGGGGGAAAGGAGACCGCAUCGCAAAAGUAACCUUUCGAGGGAUCAUAUUUUAUACAAGAGUUCUGGAAAACUGUGAAGAUGAAGCACAAUUUGAUGAGACUUUCCGAUGGCCUGUCACCAGCAACAUUGAUGGCACUGAAAUGCUGGAGAUCCAAGUGUUCAACUACAGCAAGGUCUUCACUAAUAGGCUAAUUGGGACGUUUGGGAUGAUAUUACAGAAAGUGGUGGAGGAAGGACAGCUGGAAGUAUCAGACACAUUAUUAGACGACAACAACAGCUCCAUCAGAACCUGUGUCUCCAUUGGGAUAAAGUACCAGGCAAUAGAUGGUUCUGUCGGAGUCUGGAAUGAAAAUGACUACUUGGAAAAUCCAAGCCUAAAAGCAGAGCAUGAGGCCACCUUUCUUUUUGAAACAGACAGUUUACUGUCUGGUGGACAGAAUCAGGAAUCGGGGACAUCACCAGGGCGAUCCUACCAAAACUUUGUGGGGGAAAGGAAAAAGACUGCUGGUGAUGAAAGCUGUUACAAUAGUGAGGAAGAGGGUGAAGCAAAUGCAAGCAAAGGCAAGAAAAUACCCAAAGCAAAGGAUGGCAAAGGAAAAACAGAAAGCAAAGAAAAAGCAAGUGGUAAAGGAGUUUUCUCGGGAAUGAAGCUGGGAAAAGCACGUCAUUCAAAAGAUGAUCACAAGAAGGGUCAUGGAGAUGAGCCUGCUGUUCUUGAAACAGAAGACCUGGAUAGAAAAGGCAAACGGUUUGGCGGAGGUUUGGACCCUGACACCAUCUCACUGGCAUCUGUCACUGCCGUCACCAUCAAUGUUUCUAACAAGAGAUCAAAGCCUGAAAUCAAAAUGGAACCUAGUGCAGGGAGACCUCAGGAUUACCAAGUGAGUAUUACAAUUAUUGAAGCACGACAGCUAGUCGGAUUGAACAUGGACCCUGUGGUCUGUGUUGAGAUUGGAGAUGAGAAGAAAUAUACAAGCAUGAAGGAGUCUACAAAUUCUCCUUACUUCAAUGAGUACUUCGUCUUUGAAUUUCAUCUAUCUCCGGAUGUCAUGUUCGAUAAAAUAGUCAAGCUCUCGGUGAUUCAUUCCAAAAACCUCCUGCGCAGUGGGACAUUGGUUGGCACAUUCAAGAUUGACAUAGGAACCAUCUAUUCUCAACCAGAACAUCAAUUCCACCAUAAAUGGGCAAUACUCUGUGACCCUGGUGACAUUACUGCGGGAGUGAAAGGUUAUGUGAAGUGUGACAUAGCUGUUGUUGGGAAAGGAGAUAAUAUUAAGACAACACAUAAAUCCAACGAGAAUGAUGAGGAUGAUAUAGAAGGGAACUUGUUGCUUCCUGAAGGAGUGCCCUCAGAGAGGCAGUGGGCCCGUUAUUAUGUCAAGAUCUACAAAGCAGAAGGACUGCCGAAGAUGAAUACCAGCAUUAUGGCUAAUAUGAAAAAGGCACUCAUUGGAGAAAACAAAGACUUAGUUGAUCCCUUCGUUCAAGUGUUAUUUGCAGGACAAAAGGGAAAGACCUCUGUCCAAAAGAAUACUUAUGAACCGUCAUGGAAUGAACAAAUCAUAUUUACUGAAAUGUUUCCACCCUUAUGCACGCGAAUUAAAAUCCAAAUCCGUGAUUCAGACAAAGUGAAUGAGGUUGCUAUAGGGAGCCAUUUUGUCGAUCUGAGGAAGAUUGCAAAUGAUGGAGACAAAGGAUUUCUACCCACUUUUGGUCCUACCUGGGUGAAUAUGUAUGGGUCCACACGCAACUACACUUUAAUGGAUGAACAUCAGGAUUUAAAUGAAGGUCUGGGUGAGGGUGUUUCCUUCAGAGCUCGACUACUUAUCAGUAUUGGUAUGGAAAUCUUAGACACAAGCUCGACAGAAAUAAUGAGCUCCACUGAUGUUCAAGUUGAAUCAAUUCAACAGUUAUCUGAUACUGCUACAGGAAAAAUCGAAGAGUUUUUCCUCUUUGGUGCCUUUUUGGAAGCAACAAUGCUUGACAGGAGGAUUGGAGAUAAACCAGUGAGUUUUGAAGUUACAAUAGGUAACUAUGGAAACCAAAUUGAUGGAAUAAGCAAGCCAGUAAUUCGCAGGAAGAAAGGAGGGGGGGACGGAGAUGAGGAGGAGUCCGAGCUUCUCCAGAACUCGAGUGAAGAUGAAGCAGAUGAUGAAGGGGAUCUUGUUUCCGUGUCCUCCACUCCACCUAUGAAGCCCGUCAUUACUGACAGAAAUUACUUCCAUCUGCCAUACUUUGAAAAGAAACCUUGUACAUAUAUCAAAAGUUGGUGGCAAGACCAGCGAAGGCGACUCUACAAUGCAAAUAUUAUGGAUAAGAUGGCAGACAAACUGGAAGAAGGUUUAAACGAUGUUCAGGAGAUCAUGAAGACAGAAAAACCACACCCAGAGCGACGGCUCCGAGGCGUCCUGGAGGAGCUAAGCAACGGAUGCAACCGUUUUGUGUCACUGGGAAUGAAGGACCAAAAUGCACUAGGAAGGACAAAGUUGGACAGAGAGAGACUGAAGGCCUGCAUAAGGGAGAUGGAGAACAUGGCACAACAAGCAAAGACAAUCCGAUCCCAGGUGAAGAAAAACACAUUCAAGGACAAAAUGAAGCAGGUUCAGAGCUUUCUGCAUAAACUCCGCUUUAUAGCUGAGGAGCCCCAACACAGCAUUCCCGAAAUUUUCAUCUGGAUGAUGAGCAACAACAAGAGGAUAGCAUAUGCUCGAAUUCCAUCCAAAGAUAUCCUGUACUCAAUCGUGGAUGAAGAAACAGGCAAAGACUGUGGCAAAGUUAAAACAGUCUUUCUAAAGCUUCCUGGAAAGAAAGGCUUUGGCACUGGAUGUUGGACAGUCCAGUCUAAAAUAGAGGUUUACUUUUGGUUGGGAUUGAAUAAACAGCGGAAGGAUUUCCUCUGUGGCCUCCCCAACGGAUAUGAAGAGAACAAAGCUGUAAAGGGACCCGGGACGCAGUCUAGCCCUCCGAUAAGUCUGACCUAUAUCAAAAAGCAGCUUUUCCAGCUCAGAGUCCACAUGUACCAAGCCCGCAGCUUGUGUGCCGCAGAUACUAGUGGCCUCUCUGAUCCAUUUGCUCGAGUCUUCUUCUCCACCCAGAGCCAAUGUACUGAGGUUUUACAAGAGACACUUUGCCCUACCUGGGACCAGAUGUUGGUAUAUGACAAUAUUGAGUUAUAUGGUGAAGCACAGGAACUGAGAGAUGACCCUCCCAUUGUGGUCAUUGAAAUUUAUGACCAGGAUACUCCUUCCAAGUUUGACAUAGAUCCGGGAAAAGCAGAGUAUAUUGGUCGAACGUUCUCAAAGCCUGUGGUGAAGAUGGCAGAAGAGGAAUAUUGCCAGCCUCGAUUCCCCCCUCAGCUGGAGUACUAUCAGAUCUAUCGGGGGAAUUCGACGGCUGGGGACUUGCUAGCUGCUUUUGAACUCCUACAGGUUCCUCCAUCUGGAAAACACAACCUGCCACCAAUUGAUGGCCCAACAGAUUCUGACCGUGGUCCGAUUCUCCCUGUUCCAAAAGGGAUCCGGCCAGUGUUAAGCAAGUACAGGAUUGAGAUUCUCUUUUGGGGUCUCAGGGAUCUCAAGCGGGUGAACCUGGCGCAGGUUGAUAGACCACGAGUUGACAUUGAAUGUGCUGGAAAGGGUGUGCAGUCUGCACUCAUUCAAAACUACAAGAAGAAUCCAAAUUUCAGCACAUUAGUCAAGUAUUUUGAAGUGGAUCUACCAGAGAAUGAAUUGCUUCACCCUCCCCUUAAUAUCCGAGUGGUGGACUGCCGUGCGUUUGGCAGAUACACCCUCGUUGGCUCACAUGCUGUUGGGUCCUUGAGGAAGUUCAUCUAUAGACCACCUAACAACACAGUUCAGAACUGGGCCAAUGCAGGUGAUAUCAACAUUAACAUGGAAACAGACAUUCAUGUGAAGAAAAUAGAGACUGUAGUCAAGCUGGAUGCUAACUCUGACGCUGUUGUCAAACUUGAUGCGAUUGAAGAUGAGAAAUCUAAAAAGAAGAAGAAAAAGAAAGGUGAUGAAAUAGAAGAGGAGGAGCCAGAUGAAAGCAUGCUGGACUGGUGGUCAAAAUAUUUUGCCUCCAUUGAAACUCUUAUGGAGCAACUCCGACAGCAGGAAGCAGCUGCAGCUGAAGCAGAGGAGAAGGAGGAUAUGGAGAUAGCAGCAGAGGAGAUCAAAAUUGAUGACUCUCCCAUGAAAGGCACAAAACCGUCCAAGGGGAAGGUCAAAGGACAGGAUAAAGAGAAGAAGAAAAAGCAGCUGGAAGUUGUUGAAAAGAAGGAUAAAAUUAAAAUUGACGAAUUACGCGUUUACCACAAGGAAUUGGAAACUGAGUUUGGAAACUUUGAAGACUGGCUGCACACAUUUAAUCUUUAUCGAGGUAAAAUCGGAGAUGAUGACGACAGUGCAACAGAUGAUGAAAGAAUUGUUGGGCGCUUUAAGGGCUCUGUUUGCGUAUACAAGGUGCCACUACCAGAUGAUAUUGCUCGGGAAGCUGGGUAUGAACCAACCUUUGGAAUGUUCCAAGGCAUCCCAAACAACGAUAUCGUCAAUGUUUUGGUCAGAGUAUACGUAGUAAGGGCGACAGAUUUACAUCCAGCUGAUAUCAAUGGCAAAGCAGAUCCAUAUAUUGUCGUAAAAUUAGGCAAAACAGAAAUCAAAGACAAGGAGAACUAUAUAUCCAAGCAACUCAAUCCAGUCUUUGGCAAAUCAUUUGAUAUUGAAGUCACGUUUCCAAUGGAGUCUAUGCUGACAGUCGCUAUAUUUGACUGGGAUUUAGUGGGUACGGAUGAUCUAAUUGGAGAAACAAAAAUUGAUCUAGAGAAUCGCUACUACAGCAAACACAGAGCAACGUGUGGCUUUUCGCAGCAAUAUUCAGUUCAUGGAUACAAUACCUGGAGAGAUCCCAUGAAACCUACACAGAUACUGACAAAACUUUGCAAAGAAGGCAAAGUGGACGGGCCUCACUUUGGACCUGGAGGAAAAGUAAAGGUCGCUAAUAGAGUCUUUGCAGGUCCAACAGAGCUUGAGGAUGAAAGUGGAGUGAAGAAGGAGACGGAUGAACACGUCGCCCUUAUUGUUCUGCAGCACUGGGAGCACAUGCCGCGUGUUGGCUGCAAGUUGGUCCCGGAACACGUGGAAACAAGGCCUCUGCUAAACCCUGAGAAACCAGGCAUUGAGCAGGGUCGUAUUGAACUGUUUGUUGACAUGUUUCCAAAGGACCAGGCCGCACCAAGAGCAGCGACUGAUAUAGCACCAAGGAAACCAAAAAAUUAUGAACUGCGUGUUGUUAUUUGGAACACUGAUGACGUUAUUCUUGAAGAUGAUGCUUUCAUGACAGGAGAGAAGAUGUCAGACAUCUAUGUCAGGGGCUGGCUAAAAGGGCAGCAGGAAGAUAAGCAGGACACCGAUGUACACUAUCAUUCAUUGACUGGCGAGGGCAACUUCAACUGGCGCUUUGUCUACCCCUUCGACUACCUGAUGGCUGAGGAGAAGAUUGUCAUGUCCAAAAAGGAGUCCAUGUUUUCCUGGGAUGAGACAGAGUAUAAGAUCCCAGCCCGCCUGACUCUACAAGUCUGGGAUGCUGACCACUUCUCAGCUGAUGACUUCCUUGGUGCAAUUGAAUUGGAUCUGAACAGGUUCACCCGAGGUGCAAAAACAGCCAAGUUAUGUACAAUUGAAAUGGCGACAGAUGAAUCUUCUUUUCCUAUGGUCUCCAUUUUUAAGCAGAAGAGAGUGAAGGGCUGGUGGCCGUUUGUCGCCAGAAAUGAAAAUGAUGAAAUGGAGCUUACAGGUAAGGUGGAGGCCGAGCUACACCUGAUGACAGCAGAGGAAGCUGAGAAGAGCCCUGCAGGCUUGGCGCGCAAUGAACCAGAUCCUCUGGAGAAGCCAAAUCGGCCCGACACAACUUUUAUAUGGUUUCUCAACCCUUUGAAAUCCAUCAAAUACCUCAUCUGCACCCGAUACAAGUGGCUUAUUGUGAAGAUUGUGCUGGCUCUGCUACUGGUGAUCAUGAUCGGCCUAUUCCUUUAUAGCAUGCCAGGUUACAUGGUGAAGAAGCUGCUUGGUGCGUGAAUCACGGUUUCAUGUGGCUGAACAACCGACGGUACUUUUAAUGUAUGACGUUUAGGAGAUAAGCCUAUACCAUUUUCUGGGGAUUCACGUUGAAAACAUUAUCUACAGAUCAUCUUAUUGUGUGCAGUGUGUGCUGCUCUCCACCAUCAAGGUUUAAAUUACAAUUGAAUGUUCUUUUCAGCUUUUUGAUUCUCAGUUGCAAGUACGUUUUGCUUGUAUGGUUUUGAGGUUCAGUAUUUCUCACAUAUUAUGAUCACUGCCAGUUUUGUCGAGCACUUUCAAAAUGUCCCCCUAUUCCACUUAAAAACAAGUACCUGCUUCAAACAAUGCAAACUCAGACAUAUUGUCUGACUACAAAUUGUCCCUCAGAUAUUUUUGGCCAAGCUAUUCCUUUCACUGUUUGUGGCCUUGAUUACUUUCAGCAAAACUUUAAAAAAAUGUUUCGUAGUGAAAUAUGAAUCCUGCAUGUGCUCUUGUCAAACCACCAUCACAUCAUGAUCACAUACCUCCUAUAUCUCUCGUUUCCCUUUCCCCGACUCUCAGUCUGAAGAAGGGACUUGACCUGAAACGUUGCAUAUUCCUUUUCUCCACAGAUGCUGCCUGGCAUACUAAAUUAUUCCAACAAGUUCUUCUUCAUGGGGAUUAAAAACAAUUCAGCAACAACCUUGAAGCUAACAAGCAGAAACGAUUCACUUAGCUGGUAACUAAUUAAAACAUUAACACCUCUUUUAUCAACCCAACAUUUCAAGGGAUAUUAGACACCAACACUCAUCACCUAGAAACUAGCAUUCAAUUUUACAGCUACACUUUUUUUGAUUCUUUGGGUUCUUUUCUUUGCACAUGAGAAAAUUGUGACACAAAACAAAUUGACCUCUAGCCAUUUAACAGCGAUGAUUCAUUCUUUGAGCACUGCAAAUCUCUGGAACUCUCCUCCUCCUCAAGGGGUAUUGGGAAGAAAGAAUAACAUUUGUGUUGGAAAGAACUGCAGAUGCUGGUUUACAUGGAAGAUACACUAAAUGCUGGAGUAACUCAGUGGGCCACGCAGCAUCUCUGGAUAGCAGGAAGUGGUGAUAUUUCAGGUUGGGACUCUUCUUCAGAAAAAGAUUAUCCAUUUGUUAAUGACUAGCUAAACAGAUUCAUCAGAUGAGAGGUUACAUCAGAUCAGAGCAACUCCAUUGACCAACAUUUGUUCCUAUCUUCAAACAUAUUAACUAGAGCAAUCAAUUUGGCCUGUUAAUCACACUGUGUUCACAAGGUUGCUGAAUUUCAACAUUAGAUUGCACCACAUGCAUGUUCAAAUCUUCAAAACAUAACAGUGAACAAGCAUCUACAAGUCAUCUAUUCAGGAUUUCACUGUUGCUCAAGUAGAAAUUUCUGGUCAAGACAAAGAUAAAUAGAUAUUCAUGAAAUACACUAUUGAGUAGAUGACAGCCGAUUUGUCCAAUCUAUGUUCCAUCCGCUCAACUCAAAACAAAAAUCAGAUUUUCAUAACUAAUAAGGUAGCACUUUACAAGGUUGACUGAACCAUGAUAAAUGCCAGACAGCAUACCCUAAAUGAGACUCAAGUUAUCUUUGCUUUAUAAAUGGCAGUUGUCUCUCUUUGUGAUACAUUGUGAAAUUAUGAAAGUACAAUUUUGUCCUCAAACUGUCAAAUUCUAUUUCACCUUACUCUUUGUAUGGAUCUUUGUGUAAUUAUAUAUUUUUUUGGUUUCUGUUGUGAGAACAAUGCAAUUAAAUUAAAUUAAAUAUUACUAUUUGAAAUAAAGUUGUGAACAAGUGCAUUA
This is a messenger RNA of Leucoraja erinaceus (little skate), 8039 nucleotides long. RefSeq names its product otoferlin a (gene otofa). Lineage: Eukaryota; Metazoa; Chordata; Chondrichthyes; Rajiformes; Rajidae. Gene Ontology annotation, biological process: plasma membrane organization; synaptic vesicle priming. The coding region runs from base 142 to 6255 and encodes 2037 amino acids. Gene Ontology annotation, cellular component: presynaptic active zone membrane; synaptic vesicle membrane. The record is from RefSeq and is a predicted model, not a curated record. The transcript is spliced from 49 exons. Gene Ontology annotation, molecular function: calcium ion binding; AP-2 adaptor complex binding.